AUGGCGCACGGGAAGGCAGGAAAGGAGAAGCCAGAGAAGCCGCAGCGAGCCGGAGCCGCCGGAGGACCGGAAGAAGCAGAAAAACCUGUGAAAACUGAGACUGUUUCUUCCAGUAAUAGAGGGGAAAGUUCCAGUCGCAGCGCUGAAAAGCGAUCAGCUGAAGACAAAGCUGCAGACCUCCCAACUAAGCCUACAAAGAUGUCCAAGUUUGGCUUUGCCAUAGGUAGUCAGACGGCACAGAAAGCAUCCGCUGUCUCCAUUAGACUCGGAGCAAGUAAGCCUAAGGAAACAGUUCCAACUCUUGCUCCCAAAACUCUUUCGGUAGCAGCGGCUUUCAAUGAAGAUGAGGAUGAAGAACAUUGCAAGGGACACACCAACAUCAGCCGGACCAAACUCCUUUAAUAAAGGGAAGCAUGGCUUUUCCGAUAACC
Mus pahari (shrew mouse) is the source of this 431-nucleotide messenger RNA. RefSeq names its product PEST proteolytic signal-containing nuclear protein-like. Lineage: Eukaryota; Metazoa; Chordata; Mammalia; Rodentia; Muridae. Gene Ontology annotation, cellular component: nucleus. The record is from RefSeq and is a predicted model, not a curated record. The transcript has 2 exons. Gene Ontology annotation, biological process: proteasome-mediated ubiquitin-dependent protein catabolic process; protein ubiquitination. The coding region runs from base 1 to 402 and encodes 133 amino acids.